UUGAUGCGACGGUAAUUUUGCACGAGUGGAUGUUGGUGCUGCAAUCCAACCGUAAAUCUGUGACUAAACAUGACGGAAGCGUCCGAUAAGCGAAAACUCAGUGAAUUACGUGUGGUGGACCUAAAGCAGGAGCUGGAAAAACGUGGCAAGGACGGCAAUGGGGUGAAAAAUGUGCUUCUGGAACGGCUCACACAGACGCUGCGUGAGGAAGGUCAUGAUCCGGAAUCGAUGGAGUUUGAGAUUGUCGUUGGCAAAACUUCCGUAAAAAAGGGUAAAGCUAACGCGGGCGGUAAGACCGAUGAAGAAUCGAGUAACACGGAUGCGGCGGUCACCAACGAAUCGAUUGCUGAAAUAACGGAGACCAACGCAGCUUCCGAGGAAGGCAAAUCAUCCGAGGAAGAGGUUGCAAAUGAAAGUGAAAAGACAAAUGACGAUGAGGAUGAACAGGGCACGAAAGCCGAAUCUGUGAUGCAGGAAGUCGGCGAAGAGAAGGAAUCAAACGCUGCUGAAGAAGCUGCACAAGAGAAAACAAACUCAAAGCAGGAGAAGGACGAUUUUGUGAAGCCAACAGAAACUGUUUCGCAGGGAAAAUCCGUCCCAAAGCAACAAGAGCAAAAUAAACCCGUGGAUAUGAAGGAAGACUCGAAGGAAGCGGACAACGAAGAUUCGUUAAACCUUACGAUUGGCGAGGAAGAUGAAAAGUUGCUACACGACAGCAACAUGGACGCUGAUCAGAAAGAGGUCGACACUCAGAAGAAGGAGCAACCGGCCGCAAAGGUUAAGGAUAGUGCUUCGGAAGAAUCGAAGAAAAAUGACGAAAAACGCGAGGGCAAGAUCGAGAAAAGCGUGGUCGCAUCUAGCACCGAAAAAGACGGCGCGGCAGCAAAAACAACAGCAUCAACGGCGGCUUCAGCGCGAACCGGAGGCGAAAAGGCGACGACAGCUUCGCCCGCAAACACCACAUCCACUGCGGCAACCACUGGUGGCGCCGCUGGAGGUGAUGAGAAAACCAAGGGCAGCUCCGACGGUGGAAGCGGCACGGCUGCUAAUGUAGGUCGCAAUCUGUGGGUAUCGCGGCUAUCCUCGCUCACCCGGGCCACCGAUCUAAAACAGAUCUUUUCAAAGUACGGCAAAGUGAUUGGCGCCAAGGUGGUCACUAACUCGCGCACUCCCGGUACGCGCUGCUAUGGGUACGUCACGAUGGCAUCGGCUAAGGAUGCGACGGAGUGUAUCAACCAUCUACAUCGCACUGAACUGCACGGUAGGCUAAUUUCGGUGGAGCGCGCGAAAUCUGAGCUGGGACCGGCACGCUCAUCCUCUGCAGGAACGGAUUCUUCAUCAGCGAAAGUGACCACCUCCAAUGGCAAUGCUGCGGCGAAGAGUUCAUCCGGGGGUAAAAGCGACGCGAAGCCAAAAUCUUCCACAUCUAACGAUAAGAAGAAAAAUGGCGAAGUUUCAAAGUCGACCGUUACUACCACCGACAAGGACAAGAAACCAGCACCGAAAGAUCGUGCAAAACCAACUCGGCCUACUAAGCCUGCGACGGACGGUAAACGUCCGUUAACUGCAGCUACAUCACGGGCUGCGACUGGGGGCGAAAAAAGUUCCACAGUUGGGCGAAAAAGCACCGACACAGCAACAGCAACAGCAAACACUGGAAGGCGCAGCCGCGAUCGGAGCCGAACGUCCCGUGAUCGACGUUCGAACACGCACGGAUCAUCACAGGUACGCGAUCGUGACCAACAACAGCAGCAGCAACGUUCUCGUGCCGGUAGCCGAGGGACAACCGGAGCAACAGGAGCAACAACCGCCAAAGAACCUUCCCGAGAUUCUCGUGAAGUUCUGUCUUUGCAGAAGAUCCGCGAGGAACGGGAACGCCAUCGGUUGCGCGAACGGGAGCGGCAAUUGCGCGAGGAGGAACGACGUCGGCGGGAAAUACGAGUUCGACAGCGCGAAGAGGAAGACCGACUACAGCGGGAACGCGAAAAGCUGGCUGCCGAACGCGAGCGAAUCGAAAAGGAGAAAGCGGAAUUGCUGCGGAUCGUACGCGAGCGGCAGAAGCUCGAGCGAGAGAAGAUAGAACUCGAGCAUCUGGAGCUGAAACAGCAGCAAAGGAAGAUCGAAGAGGCAAAGAGGUCGCUGAAGCGUCCUUCUACCGAUCGGUAUGAUGAUGACCGCAAACGUCCUGCACCAGAUCGUCGUGUUGAAGCUCCACCGCCGCCAAGAUUCGAUUCGACCAUCUCGUCCGGUUCGGGUAGACGCAGCAACUACGAUCGCAUUUCGUCGUCGGACAAAAAGCCCCGCCUGGAUGAUUAUCCGUCGUCAUCGUCCUCCGCCAAGCGCGAUGACUUCAGACGAGAUAGCUUCAAACGUGGAGGUGGUGAUGAUUAUAGGCGCGGCGGGGAUGAUUACAAGCGUGGGGACGACUUUAAGCGAGGCGGUGGGGACGACUUUAAGCGUAGCGGUGGGGACGACUUUAAGCGUGGCGGUGGGGACGACUUUAAGCGCGACUCCCGGGACGACUACAAAUCCAGCGGUCGUUCGGGCGAUGAUUAUGGCAAACGGGACAGUGGGUACAGCAAGCGCGACCUAGAUCGUCCCAUUUCUAGCUCGUACGAUGGUCGGGGUGGUGGUGGCGGUGGCGGUGGUGGUAGUGGACUAUUGUCGCAAUCUAUAGGCAAAGAAGGACGAUACAGCGAACGUUCGAACGACUACCGUGGUGGAGGUGGCGCCAGUGGUGGCAGUGGAGGUGGUGGUCUGAAUGGUGGUAGCGGUGGCGGCCGAGGUGGUGGUGAAGAUCGCGAUCGCAACAAUUCCUCCAGCGGUCGAUAUGGGAACGAUCGUGCUAGCGGCGGUAAUGGCACUGCUUCCGGUGGCAAUUGGCACAACAGUGCGGGCAUGUCCCAGAUCAGUGGCAUAUCGUCGCUGGGAAACUGGGGAGACAAAACGAACGAUGGUGGCGGUAGCGGUGGAGGUGGCUGGCGCAAUAUGGACAAUGGGCAGGACCGGUACGAUCGGACGUACAAUGAACGUAAACCGAUGCAGAUAUCUUCCGGUGGCGGUGGGUUUAUCGAUCCGCCACGCACGAAUCAGUUUAUGGGUGGAAGUGGUGGCGGAAGGCCUCAGGAUCGUUAUGGGCAAUCGAUGUCCAAUCGUUUCGACAAUGCUCGGUACUAAACCUCCAAUUCAGCUUUCAGUGGUAGGUUAUGGUGGUGAAGUUGAAGUAUUUAAGUUAACAUUUGAAUUCCUCCUUUUUCGAAGAUCAAUUGGCGGUAUUGGGUUUUCCGUCUUUCCGCAAUGGGAGGAGCUUUCCUACGUGUAGGGUACGAGUGUUCUUGAUUCACAACUAAAUCGUGUUAUUAUGCGGUGUUAUUUGUGCAUCUUCUAAGAUACCGCGGAAUAGGUAUUCAGUAAAAAAUGAGCAAGAGAAGUCAGGUGAACGGACAGUAGCGUGCUAAGCGGUACUGGACAAACGAUUGGUGCGAUUGGAGGGACUUUCCUGCUACGCAUGGUAAAGCGUAACUCUAGUAAGGCAAUAUAAGACAUUCAACCUCAAUUAGACCGUUUCGCACCAUAAGAAUUCUAGUUUUUAAUGUUAGCUGUACACUGGAUACACAUAGUACGUGUAGGUUUUUAAAAUAUUGAAUUCGAACAAUAGGGGGUAAUCCAUCACAAACACUACAUUUUGCACAGUUCAAUAUCUGUUCCUACCAGUUUAAUGUUCGAAUAAGAACUCAAACCUGAAUGUUUAUCGCUAGAACCCGAAGUGUAGUGCAGGCAGUAAAGCAAGCUAUCUAAUCUACUUUCUCUAUCUGUCUAUUACCCAAUAACGUACCGCCACAAGCCAGCCAAUGUCCCACUUGCAAUUGUAAUUACCGACAAAGAUUAAUUGAAAGUGACGCGCGUUCACUGCAAUGCGCGUGAAAUUAAUGAACUACGGCUAAAGUUUUGUAUGUUUUACAGACAGGAUUUUUUAUUAUUUUGGAAUGCAAAAUAUAGCAGUAGUACCCAAGUUGAACAACGCGA
Anopheles moucheti is the source of this 4026-nucleotide messenger RNA. It is a transcript of the gene Saf-B, whose product is annotated as SAFB-like transcription modulator. The record is from RefSeq and is a predicted model, not a curated record. Gene Ontology annotation, biological process: regulation of transcription by RNA polymerase II; regulation of mRNA processing. Gene Ontology annotation, cellular component: nucleus. Bases 70 to 3177 code for a protein of 1035 amino acids. The transcript is spliced from 8 exons. Gene Ontology annotation, molecular function: sequence-specific DNA binding; RNA binding. Lineage: Eukaryota; Metazoa; Arthropoda; Insecta; Diptera; Culicidae.